GCCAAACCGCAAUACUUUAGUGCUAGAGUGAAAUAUCGUUCGUCCUCCAUGAAGAUGAAGAUCACAAAAAGGUUGUGAUGUAUUCCCUUUAACUGUAAACAGAGCGACACACAACAGCUGGCUUUUGACGCCAAGUAAUCAACGAUCAACGAACAUAAAAGACAUCGCAGCUUUCGUUUCUGUUAGAGAUGGAUACAACAGAGAAUCUUACAAACGCAACCCCAGAUGCACUCCAAACCGAAGAGUUUACAUCCGUAACCGAAAUUACCCCGGGAGUAACGAAUAUCGUUGCAGCGUUGUUUGUUGCUCUACAGAUGCCAGUUGCCCUUGGAGGAAACUUCAUCGUCAUUGCAAGCUUUUACACGUUUAGGGACCUGCGCACAAAGUGCAACUUUUUCAUUAUCUCUUUAGCAGUCAGCGAUAUUUUGGUUGCGUUGAUCGCCAUGCCUUUUUGGUUAACUCUCCAAAUAACCCAGAAUGUAUGGAUUUACGGUGACACGCUAAAACAAUUUUGGGACUGCAUGGACAUUCUGUGCGGAACAGCGUCUAUAAUGAACUUGACUGCGGUCAGUUUUGACCGACAGUUGGCGAUCACUUCUCCGUUUGCUUAUCCUAAAAUCUUGACGACACGGCGUGUUAUCUGUCUUAUAUUCUUUGUUUGGUGUUAUGCUGCAACCAUUUCAUGUUUGGUUCUUAUUUCAAGUGAUGAGCACGAAUGGCCGUAUCCCAAUUAUUUAUGGUUCGUAUCCGUCUUGAGUUUCUUUCUCCCUUUAGUCAUUAUGCUAGUUAUGUACGCUCGGAUUUACUUGGUAGCACGUUACCAAGCAAGGCAAAUAGGAAGAAACUACGCCACAGAUAUCAAAGCCGCAAAAACGAUUGCGGUUGUGAUAGGUGGAUUUGUUAUCUGCUGGCUCCCGUUCUUUAUAGUAGUUUUAUCUUAUGCAAAUCGCACGAAUAUUCCUCUCAGUUUCCUAAACGUAGUCAAGUGGUUGGAAUAUUUAAAUAGUUGUCUGAAUCCAGUAAUUUACACCUGUUUAAACCGCACUUAUCGUAGCGCUUUUAAAAAAUUGCUUCGUCGCUGUCGUUCGAAAAUCAAGAGGGAUCAAAGAGAACAGUCAAAGAGUAACACCAUGUCAACCAUUUCGCCCAUCGUUUCGAUAGGCGAAACACUAGCACCGUUAACUCUUGUGGAACGAGAAUGUUUUUCCAAUCCAAACGAACCCAAAAGCCCAACUGCUAGGACAAAUGACGAUGUCAGUGAAAACAUUCCUCUGAAAGUAACUGGUCCUAGCUAAGUAUGGCACUCCGGCUGACGGUGCAAGCCUGAAUCGGCCCUUUCAUCCAAACUAAACACGAAAGAGUGACAUAUAAACGAACUAAUGGCAAAUAUGAAAAUAUGACAUACUAGAGAAUACAGCUUUGGCUCUCAAGGACUGUCAUCCUCUCCAAUUGAAUUUAGAGGCCUUAAAAGUUUAUUUCAAUAUUUGAGCAAUCUUCUACUUUGAUUCUGUUCAGUACUUCCUAAUUAUAAAUGUACUCGUUGCUUUUAACGAGCGCGAUUAAAAACCGAAGAUGAAAGUAUACACGUUAUCCUAGUAAUUGAGCAGUGUGUUAGGACGCUGAACGCUUCUUGUCUGCGUUGUUCUAAAGAACGCGUCAUUUCGGGGAGAUGGUUCAUUUUCUUGUGGAAAAAAGUCAACAUACAAGUGUAAUUGAAGUGAAUGUUUGUCUUGUACACGGUUGUACUCGUUGUGAAACAAAUAAUUGCAUCAAUAGAGACCAUGACGGUAAUUACUUUAGAGACUGCUAGGAAUUGAGUGCUGAGAUGUAGCUGAAAAUUCUUUAAAAAGGUUUCUGCAAUCGGUAAAGGAGAUAACGAGGAUAUGUUUACUUUCAUGUUUCUUCAUCUUCGUUUUAUUUCCAGUGUAAUUAAAUGA
Pocillopora verrucosa is the source of this 1937-nucleotide messenger RNA. RefSeq names its product alpha-1D adrenergic receptor. Gene Ontology annotation, cellular component: plasma membrane. Lineage: Eukaryota; Metazoa; Cnidaria; Anthozoa; Scleractinia; Pocilloporidae. Gene Ontology annotation, molecular function: G protein-coupled receptor activity. The record is from RefSeq and is a predicted model, not a curated record. Gene Ontology annotation, biological process: adenylate cyclase-activating adrenergic receptor signaling pathway.